This is a messenger RNA of Carassius gibelio (silver crucian carp), 795 nucleotides long. RefSeq names its product mucin-4-like. The transcript is spliced from 6 exons. Bases 1 to 795 code for a protein of 264 amino acids. The record is from RefSeq and is a predicted model, not a curated record. Lineage: Eukaryota; Metazoa; Chordata; Actinopteri; Cypriniformes; Cyprinidae.
AUGAGCACAUCCACAUUAGAAUCAUCUACACUUGAGAAUGGUUCAACACUGAAAGCUACAUUUUCCACUACAGCUGAAAGCACACCCACAAGAAAUGCCAGCAUCUCUCUCAGAAUUAUGAUGGACUAUCUUACGGAGUAUGAAAAUAUGAACUCACCAGAAUCAAAAAAACUAAUUUCCACCUUGAAACGUGAGCUUUCAACCCUUUGUAAAAGAGCAGAUGCACAAAAUUUCAAAGAUGUGCACAUACGUAGGCUAAUGGAAGGAAGUGUGAUUGCUGAAAUUACUGCAGUAUAUAACUAUCCCAACAACAACUCACAAAUAAUUUCUCUAAAUAACGAUUUGGGACCCACCCUGGAAAAAAUCUUUAAUGACGCAGAUUCAUUUCAAAAUCUAAGCAUAGCUCUUAAUGCUUCCAUCCAAGUUGACCAAAUGACCAUGGAGCCAGUUAAAAUAUCAAAUAUUUCAGAUCUGCAGCCAUUUGUGAAAUGCACACUGAAUUUUGCAAACUUAACAGAAGAGAUCAAAGAUGGAGCAUGGGUAUGUGUGGGAUCAUGCAAAAAAAUUCCCAAAUUCUGCAAUCAACGAGGUGUAUGCCUUAAUGAAAUAAAUGGACCACAGUGCAGGUGUUACAGUUCUCCCUUUGAGAAGUACUAUGGAGAUCAUUGUGAGCUUUACAGCAGAGGGGCCGGUUUCUACGCUGUCCUCUUUGGCUGUUUAGCAGCUUUUGCUCUACUUAUCAUUGUCUUUGGUGUGAUGAUUCUGGUGCUCUACAGAGCCAAGAGGUCUGUAUAA